Messenger RNA from Pararge aegeria (speckled wood butterfly), 986 nucleotides. RefSeq names its product putative nuclease HARBI1. Bases 34 to 948 code for a protein of 304 amino acids. Lineage: Eukaryota; Metazoa; Arthropoda; Insecta; Lepidoptera; Nymphalidae. The record is from RefSeq and is a predicted model, not a curated record. The transcript has a single exon.
UGUGGUCUUUGGUAUAAAGAUACGGCUUCAAAAAUGGAUUCAUGUGAUGCUUCAAACCAGGGAUACGCAAAAAGAGAAGAAUUAGUAAAGGAAAGUCAAACUAUUGAAAUGAUUGGCCAUAUACAUGCUGAUAUUUUUAAUCAAGACAAGUUUUUAAUCAAUGGUGUUGAAAUGCGUCUAAAACUCGUACGUUCUAAAGAUAGUUUUAAUCUUAUGUGUUCAUCUAUAGAUAGUAAAUUCAAAGUGCAUAUAUCUAGUGCUAGCCUUAUAAUGCGUAAAGUUCGGAUCAAUCCUAGUGUAUUAAUUGCACAUGAAAAAGUGUUAGCUACUACAACUGCAAAAUAUGAUUCAGCUGAAAACUAUAGAAACAGGAAAUCAAAGUUUUCUUUUAAUGUCCAGGUAGCUUGUGACAGCCAAUUGAGAUGUCUAAAUAUUGUUGCAAGAUGGCCUGGAUCUGUACAUGACCAGACUAUUUUUAAUAACUCUUCACUGAAACAGAAAUUUGAAAGUGGAGAGUUUGAAAAUGGCUUACUUCUUGGGGACAGUGGGUAUGAGUUGAAGCAAUACCUUUUGACACCAUUUUUGAACCCAUCAUCAGCUGCAGAAAACUUAUAUAACGAAUCACACAUUAGAACUCGAAACACCAUAGAAAGAUGUUUUGGGGUGUGCAAAAAUAGAUUUCCUGUCCUGAGGCGACAGGACACAUUAAAAUUAAAUAAAGUUCAACCGAUAAUAGUUGCCUGUUUUGUACUUCACAACAUUGCUAUUGAUACCAACGAAACAGACUUUGGAGAUAAUAAUGACUUCGAUGAUGAUGUACAUAUAAUUGAGGAUGCUGUGACACCAAGUUUACAAUUUGGUAAUAAUCCAAGAAGCAGACUAGUGCAACAAUAUUUUUUACCAUUACUUAACAAAAAUGCCAUACACAAUCAGAUAACUCAUGAAUAAAACACAUCAUAAUUAAACUCAGUGAAAUACCAGGACUG